GCACUUCGCAAUGACUUGAACAUGGAGCCAGUGGAUCAGCAGGCUCGUGCCGCGAUUGCGGCGGUGGUCUCGGCUUGGGAAUCAUGCCGCGAGUACUCAGCAAAGCAGAGCGAGCUUAAGGCGGAGGCAAGGGUGAUGGGAGUUGUCCGGCCCGUCACUCAGACCGAGAGACAAGCAAUGCGCAGCGCCUUCGAGCAAGCUUACGGUAGUAUUGAAGAAACGGUGGAGCCCUCCGAUGAUUACAUUUCUUCAAAGACUGAGGAGAUAGAGAGUGGGGAAGUGGUGGCUUCGGUUCUCUCUGAGGUCACGUCGAAGCGGAGUGCGCGGACAAUGGGCAUUCAGACCACUGUGGACACCACGGGCCAUGUGCGUUUGAUCAAGCAGAAGAGCAAGGGCGACAUGCCACAGAAUACAGAGCAGCUCCGGACAACUUUGAGGAUUGAGGGAAACAUGUGGUGCUUCUUGGGCACUAAGUACAAGAACAAGGUCUUCUUCCAGGGCAUGACGCCUGAGAUUUGGCUCACCUACUCCAACUACUUGCUCGGGGAGAAGUGCUAUCUUAUGCAGGUGCCAACCCCAGGAAAGGGCAAGGGCAAGACGGAUCUUUCGGCCCUCCGUCCUCCAUGGAUCGUUGUCUUGAACUAUGAAUAUGAGAUGCGUCGAGAAGCAGUUAAAAGAGCAAGCCGUGAAAGUCGUUCUCUGCAUGAUACUCUCAUGGAGGUGAUGAAAGAUUUCCAAUUGAAAGAGCAGUACUUUACGGCUCCCAUCGCCCUCUCUGCCCGAGAAUCAUCUCCUUGGAAGAGGCAGCAGUUCUGGGAUCAAGACGAUAACAACAAAUGGCAGAAGAAUGACGGCAAAGGCCCAUGGAGAGGAAGAGGAAAGAAUGGAAAGGGGAAGAAGGGGGAGAAGGGCGAGAAGGGCGACAAGGGUCCGCGGCUGCUAUGGACCGCAUCCAACGUGGAAGCAUUGGCAG
This is a messenger RNA of Symbiodinium necroappetens, 973 nucleotides long. NCBI's taxonomy places the organism in Eukaryota, Dinophyceae, Suessiales, Symbiodiniaceae. The record is from the annotation of a GenBank genome assembly.